Molecule: messenger RNA, 1479 nt
Organism: Nerophis lumbriciformis (worm pipefish)
Lineage: Eukaryota; Metazoa; Chordata; Actinopteri; Syngnathiformes; Syngnathidae
Source: RefSeq, a predicted model, not a curated record
AUGUCCACAGUCUCCUGGUGCGCACACGGCAGGUUCGCCCAGAAGCUCCUUAAUGAUCUCUUUGACAACUACACCAGCGCUCUAAGGCCGGUAGAGGACACAGAUGCCAUCCUGAACGUCACCCUGCAGGUCACACUCUCGCAAAUCAUCGACAUGGAUGAACGAAACCAAAUACUGACAGCCUAUUUGUGGAUACGACGAGUGUGGCUGGAUGCUCAUCUCAAAUGGAGUAAGGAAGACUAUGAUGGACUCGAUACCAUCCGUAUACCUAGCAGUUAUGUAUGGAAACCCGAUAUAGUCCUAUAUAACAAUGCCGACGAUCACUUCACAGGCCCCAUGGACACCAACGUGGUAAUCAGCCAUGAUGGCCAGAUCAUGUGGGACUCGCCGGCAAUUACCAAAAGCUCUUGCAAGGUGGAUGUGUCCUUCUUUCCCUUUGAUGCACAGCAAUGCAGGUUCACCUAUGGCUCAUGGACCUACAAUGGCAACCAGCUGGAUAUCCUUAACGCCAUGGAGAGUGCCGAUCUGGCAGACCUGGUGGACAAUGUGGAGUGGGAAGUCCUUGGCAUGCCGGCCACCAGGAAUGUCAUAUUGUACGGCUGCUGCGCUGAUCCUUACCCUGAUGUCACGUACACCUUGAAACUCAAGAGGAGGGCGUCUUUCUAUGUCUUCAACCUGCUGAUACCGUGUGUGAUGAUCUCGUUUCUAGCUCCACUGGGCUUCUACCUGCCUGCCGACUCUGGAGAGAAAGUGUCUUUGGGUGUCACCGUUAUGCUGGCGUUGACUGUCUUUCAAUUGUUGGUUGCGGAGAUCAUGCCACCCUCGGAGAAUGUACCACUGAUUGGCAAGUACUACAUAGCCACCAUGACCAUGAUUACUGCCUCCACUGCCUUGACCAUUUUCAUCAUGAAUAUUCACCACUGCGGCCCAGAUGCCAAGCCUGUACCCAAGUGGGCCAAGAAAGUCAUCUUGCAGUACAUGGCGAGAAUGUGCUUUGUUUACGAGGUCGGGGAGAACUGCAUGUCUCCACAGUCGGAGAAAAGGGAACCAUCAAUGGUGAGGAACCGCAACAUGAACGGCCUGGCGGGUGCCCGCGGAGCAGAUCGGAACUUAGGGAUAGAGGGAUAUAGCUCCGUGACCACAGAGGAAAGACAAGACUCGGACCCUAACAACUGCUACGAUUCCUGGAAAAAUGGAACCUUCGUCGACAUGGACUAUGACGACUUGUGUGACGCCAAGAGAUGUCGGAAAGGUGGCGUGAGUGACGGGGAGCGGUCACACGGGGCCCCCUGCAAUGAGAAGCUUCUGAUUUUGCCUAACGUGGAAUACAUCGCCAACUGCUACAGGGAGCAAAAGGCCACUCAGAAGAGAACCGGCGAGUGGAAGAAGGUGGCCAAGGUGCUGGAUCGCUUCUUCAUGUGGUUGUUCUUUAUCAUGGUCUUCUUCAUGAGUCUUCUUAUCAUGGGCAAAGCCAUCUGA